Musa acuminata AAA Group (dessert banana) is the source of this 1609-nucleotide messenger RNA. RefSeq lists its product as uncharacterized. The record is from RefSeq and is a predicted model, not a curated record. NCBI's taxonomy places the organism in Eukaryota, Viridiplantae, Streptophyta, Magnoliopsida, Zingiberales, Musaceae. The transcript has a single exon. Bases 477 to 1259 code for a protein of 260 amino acids.
CUGUGAAACCGGGGCCGCAGCCGCAGGAUGUGAAGAUCCAUUAUCUAGGGCUAGGGUUUGAGCUCCGUACCGGAUCUCGUCUCCACAGAUUCAGCUUCCUCCGUGAUCCCAAAGCAGAAGCCGGGGUAGGACGGGCGAUGCUGUUCCUGAAACGGCAGUGGGUACGGCAAACGAAAGCUCAUUCGUGUCGUGAAGUCUUUCUUGGGCUUUGUCAUACCCAACCCAAAUUGGGCAUGCAAGUUUGUAUUUAGGCCCGGCCCAAGGAAAGUCUUUCUUGGACCUAUACAAGCCGAACUCCAUUCUAUCUCUUCCUCUGCUAAACUUAGGCCUUGUUCUCUUUGGGACCUUUAGGAAUUGAUUCCCAACUCUCUCCCAUCUUCUCCGCUCCUUCCCUCGUUCCAACUUCCCAAUUGGAUACCACCUCUUUGUUCUUCCUUCUCCAUUGUUCUGUUUCCUCACUCCCGUGCGUCGAAUUCAUGUGGGCGCCGUGGGGAAACCGACUCCCACGCGGCGGAGCCACCACCACCGCCACCUCCUCUUUGCCACCGCCUCAGCUUCCGCCGCCCACUUCGUCCAUCAUCCGCUCAUCCUCCUCCCUCAAGGACCUCCUCUCUCUCCUCGACGAGUACGAUGCCCACGACGCAUCCGCAUCCCCGUCCCGUGGUCCGCGGCCCCCACCACCGCCGCCGCCUCCGCCGGUGAUCCACCACGUUCGGUCAGCCUCCUCCGCCCUUCGCUUGUGGUGCUCCCCGCCGGAGGACCCCUUCGGCCUCCCACCGGGUGAGAAAAAGCGGGUCGUCCUCUACUUCACCUCCCUCCGCGCUGUCCGCCACACCUUCGAGGAUUGCGCCGCCGUCCGGGCGAUCCUAUGCGGCCUACGCGUCGCCGUCGACGAGCGCGACGUCUCCAUGGACGCCGGGUUCCUGCGGGAGCUGAAGGGCGUUCUCGGCGUCCGCCGGUGGCACCUCGGGCUUCCGCAGCUGUUCAUCGGGGGGCGGCACGUCGGCGGGGCCGACGACGUACGGCGUCUCCACGAGGCCGGGGAGCUGAGGCGGUACGUGGAAGGGGCAGCGCAGGCGACUGGAAGGGCGUGCGAGUGGUGCGGCGACGUCCGCUUCGUGCUCUGCAGGAGCUGCAGCGGGUCCCGACGGUGCUACCAUGACAAGGGCGGUGCGGGCGGGGGAUUCCGGACGUGCACCGCCUGCAACGAGAACGGGCUCGUCCGGUGCCGGCGGUGCUGCGACCCUGACGCCGUCUGAUCGCGAUGGGACGGUCGACAAGGGCGUGUUUUCUUCGACCUCGUACGAUUGUUUUCACGGGAGGAAGCGAGAGAGUUAAUAAUACGACCAUAAAAAUUCUCCAACUUCCCCUUUUUUUUUUAAUUGAAAUUCCUCUUUUUUCUCUUUUAUUUUUAAUUAAUAUAAAAAGAAAGCUGAGAGGAAUGGGGGGGAACGUUCUAUUUUUAUUUUACUGUUGUUGUUUUGGUGGAUUCUGAAAGUGAUGAUACGUGCAGAAGAGGAAGAGGGGAUAGUGUGGCAUCCUACCAAUAUCAUGCUUAUUCCAUCAAACGAUCCUCGUUCCUCAAAAUUAAAGGAGCCAAUUAAUAUCA